This is a messenger RNA of Phytomonas sp. EM1, 2277 nucleotides long. The record is from the annotation of a GenBank genome assembly. NCBI's taxonomy places the organism in Eukaryota, Euglenozoa, Kinetoplastea, Trypanosomatida, Trypanosomatidae.
AUGGUUCUGAGCAUGUCUUCAACCCCGCUGCUUUCGUACUCUACUACGGUUCGCGCAAGCUCGCCUAGUCAGGGUAGUAAACAACGUAAUGUUUGUUCUUUGUAUAACGGAGAAAACAUACAACUGAGGGUGGGUGUCAACGACUUUCAAGAGCACUGGCCCUGGUCAAUGUACGUCUUUCACACGGACUUCUGUCUUGUUAACAAUAUCCCAUCGCAGUCGCUCGUUCCUCCUCCUGAAGGCAAGCUCUCCAUGCACAAGGGCGCAAGACUGCGGCAAGUGAUUUCCGUCGGGGAGCGCACACGAAUAGCAGGUUUGGAAGGAUUUCAAACUCUAGUGUUGGUAGGUGAAGGGAGCUCCAUUGAGCACAGCGUCCUCCAGUGCGAGUUUGAUGCUGACAAGCACGAGAACGCGACAGAUGUGUUGCCUUGUUUUGUUGGUAAUCCUCAGCUAAGGGCAAUCAAUUUAACAAUACAGUUUCAGAUAAAACUGCGCGACGUGAUCCUCGUUCGCUCAUUUCACGUUUCAAAAGCUGAAACCUGUGAUGAGUUAAUUCAACAAUUCGUUUCACUACGUGAUGAGGAAAAGGAAAAUGUAUUCCUAGUUGACUUACUCUCUCCAUUAAUUCGCUGUCGAGGCCCUGAGAUCAGUGUUAAUGCCUUUCUGAAAGGGAUUCCUCUUUCAUCUGAUUUUUAUGCAGCCAUGCCGCUUUCAAUAGCACUACGUAUGCGAUUGCCACAAUUUAUUCGCAUGGUACAAUCUUAUUGCACCUAUUUCCUAGAGUAUGUUGGUAUCCCCGCAGUAAAUGUGAUCCUUAAAGUUGUUAGUAUACUGGACAGGCUUUGGAGGCAGCUCGCCGUUUGGAUCACCACCACAAGCAAGGCAUCGCUUCCUUAUCUGUUUUUAGGUUUUCGGCUGUUGAAAUGUACUUUUAAGGGUUUUUUCUAUCGAUCAAGCGCAUAUGAGUGUGAAGGCAGCAAUACGGAUUGUAAUAAUAGUACCACAGAGAUGGGCUUUUUCGUUGGAGUUUAUUUACGGGAGGGUCUUGUCAUGAUUCUUUCGUCGGCUUCGGAUGCCCUCACAGUGGUGCCAGGCUUGUACACCAUUAUCCAUUGGUCGGUAGAUGUGGAAUGGGUCAUUACGAAAACGCUGAUUCGUGUCGUUCUUCAGGGGAUAAAUCGCAUGGCCACGGGUGUUCUAUGCCCUGUAGUUCAGCGCAUGUGGCGUCUACUCGAGACUUUAUGCGUCAGUCUUGGUCCACUCUUAGCGAUGCUAAGUAGUCUGAUGCGCCGUGCAUACGUUGUUAUUUUCCUUAGAGAUACAUAUCGCUGGUUGUAUGAGCAAGAAUUGCGUCUGAUCAAUCUGGAGCUCCGCAUAAUAACCCUUUCGAUGUCGCACGCCGCCUGGGUGCUUGUUUUUGUCAUUCGAUCCUCAGGCCAAAUCUUUGCCAAAUCAUGUCGUCAUGGCAUACUUGUUAUGAAGUGGUAUAGUUCAACAUCUCUCUUCAUUCACUUCCUCCUCUUCGUUAUGCAGACUGUCAUUCUGUUCGUUGCUCUUCGAAACGAAAUUCGUAGUUUGAUUGAAUAUCAGUUCACCACCGAAGAGAAUGAGAAGUCUGUGAAAGGCUCCAACCGUGGAAUCGCGACUAACAGUGGCGGGAUGUGGCCCUUAGCAAAGACCUUGACGAAAUUCCGAACGUAUCAAAAGUUCAAGUUCGUCAACGGAAUCACCCUGUUAGCGAAAUCCCAUUAUCAAGCCUUCAUGGCCUACAUUCUUCAUCACAGCGUUUUGGGGCUUCUACUAGUCGGGCUCUCUGUGCUCCCUUUCACAAGCAGGUUCUACGUCCUCACACUCCAAGUCGCGUUCCCAUGGCUGUCUUCGAAGCUCUUUUUGAACUUUUUUGUCUCUAAGCCGUCGCGCUCUCAGGUAACAAUGAUGUUUGGAGCUAGACUUGUUUUCGCACUUUUUCUCGAAUGCACUAUCGGCGACCUCAUGCGCCGGAUUCUGAAAGAAGUAUUCUUCCUACUCAUAUGCUCUACUUGCAUUCUCCUGGGCUUGUGGAUCUGGAAACAUCACCGUUCCCUGUUACGGCAAAUCGCUGCCGUAUCGGAAAAAAUAUUUAGUGCCGCACCAGUGCAAGCCGCUGUGGUGCCACUGUGGCGUAGUGAAGGCUCUAUUAUGGAAGAAGAGCACACUUCGAAUCACACGAGGGUUACACGAGGGGAAGCCAAGGAAGACACCCAUGUGGAAAAAGGCAAGACGAGUGGCGAAAGUUGA